Molecule: messenger RNA, 2638 nt
Organism: Colletes gigas
Lineage: Eukaryota; Metazoa; Arthropoda; Insecta; Hymenoptera; Colletidae
Gene: Cbl
Product: E3 ubiquitin-protein ligase CBL-B
Exons: 8
Coding region: 281-2509 (742 amino acids)
Biological process (GO): negative regulation of epidermal growth factor-activated receptor activity; cell surface receptor signaling pathway
Cellular component (GO): plasma membrane; membrane raft
Molecular function (GO): calcium ion binding; ubiquitin protein ligase activity; phosphotyrosine residue binding
Source: RefSeq, a predicted model, not a curated record
UGUCAGUACGGUGUAGCAAGUCUAGGAUGCGGUAUCGCGUAACGUUAUGGUGCAUCUCGUGGCCGCGACUUCGUGAGAAGGUCGUCGACGCAGUGGACGCGUCCCGCUAAAGGGGAAAUGCAUUGUACCGUAUCGCGCGAGUGCGUACCAGGGCUAACCUAACCGGAGGCUUGUUUGUUGGUGAUUCUUACGAAGGUGUGAGUGGAAGUGUGCGCGAGGGACUCGCGUCGAAGGCGAGCACCACCACCACCACCAGGGAGUCCCCGGUCGUCGGAGGGAUAUGCACGCGCACGUCAAGAUGUCGUCGGGAGGACACAGCAGUCGUACGCGCGCCGUGCACAUAGGUUCGAUAUUUCAGAAGCUCCACGGUCGGUUCGCCGACCCGAUGACACUACCGAAACUCUCCACCGACAAACGAAUGUUGGAUAAGACCUGGAAGCUGAUGGACAAGGUGGUGAAGCUCUGUCAACAUCAACGGAUGAAUCUGAAAAAUUCACCGCCGUUCAUCCUUGACAUCCUGCCCGACACGUACCAGCGACUAAGACUGAUAUACAGCAAGUACGAGGACAGGAUGCAGGUGUUGCACAGCAACGAGCACUUCUGCGUGUUCAUAAACAACCUUAUGAGAAAGUGCAAGCAGGCGAUAAAAUUGUUCAAAGAGGGCAAGGAUAAGAUGUUCGACGAGUCGUCCCACUAUCGUAGGAACCUGACAAAGCUGAGUCUCGUGUUCAGCCACAUGUUGUCCGAACUGAAGGCCAUCUUUCCGAGCGGUGUGUUCGCCGGACACAAGUUCCGUAUCACCAAAGCGGACGCGGCCGAGUUCUGGAAAGAAAGCUUCGGUAUCAGCACGUUGGUCCCAUGGAAAGUAUUCAGAGACAAGUUGAACGAAGUUCAUCCGAUUAGUUCUGUGCUGCAAGCUAUGGCAUUGAAAUCUACGAUAGAUCUCACAUGCAAUGACUAUAUCUCUAACUUUGAGUUCGAUGUAUUUACAAGGUUAUUUCAACCCUGGUCUACGCUUUUACGUAAUUGGAAAAUUCUGGCUGUGACCCAUCCCGGAUACGUAGCUUUCCUUACUUACGACGAAGUGAAGGCACGUUUACAAAAGUAUUGCAGACCUGGAAGUUACGUGUUCCGGUUAAGUUGUACAAGGUUAGGACAAUGGGCUAUCGGCUAUGUCACGUCCGAUGGAGAUAUUCUUCAAACGAUACCUCACAAUAAAAGUCUUUGUCAAGCCUUGCUUGACGGAUAUCGGGAAGGCUUUUACUUAUACCCUGAUGGCCAUAACAUAAAUCCUGAUCUAACAUGGGCGGUGCAGCCUACUCCGGAGGAGCACAUAAAGGUCACGGCGGAACAGUACGAACUGUAUUGCGAAAUGGGUAGCACAUUCCAGUUGUGUAAAAUUUGCGCAGAGAAUGACAAAGAUGUGAGGAUAGAACCUUGCGGUCAUCUUCUUUGCACACCGUGCCUCACGGCUUGGCAGGAUUCCGAGGGACAGGGUUGCCCGUUUUGCCGAGCCGAAAUUAAAGGAACGGAACAGAUAGUUAUCGAUCCGUUCGAUCCACGAAGAACACACCGGCCUGGAACACAUUCAGCGUCCGUUAGUAAUGCAUCGACCCCCACGCGGGAUCUUGACCCCGACACCGAGGAAAUAAUGGAUCUGUGCAACGGGCAUUGCGGGUUGAUAUGCGACGAUUCGGACGAAGAAGACGACUCGAGUCCAACAAAUUCGCCAGUCUCGGCGCGACGAAUCGUACCGAGCCCGCCGCUACCUCCUCGACGACCAUCACCGUCUCCCACGCCGAACAGUCACUCCAGGAACGGUCGUCACUUGACUGUGCCAAAGGAGAAUGCACCGCCACCGCCAUUGCCAGCAGCUAACACGGUGUUCAACUCCAGCGCUGACAAUCAACAAAAUAAUAACAUGAACUCUGAAGCAGGAUACGACAUGUUGCACCGUGCAUCCUCACCGUCUCCGGCACCACCGAUACCACCAGUGCCGUUUCCAGUUGGCAGAACGCACAUUCGUCGCUCCCAAGGAAGCCACGCUGCUCUUACGCAACCUCAACCACCGACGUUGCCUGAGAAACCUAGUCGUUCCAACGGUGCAUCCUCCAUAUCGAGUCAAACAACAUCCAGCAAUAACGUGCCGCCGGUUCCACCCCCGUUAUCGGUGCCACGGCCACCAAAAGCUAGCAAAGAGUACAACAGACAGGAUCAUCACUAUGAGAACACGAUCGUGAUACCCGGUACAAGACAGCACGUCGUCAGGAACAUCAAUCUUGAAGCAAACACAGCUAGAUUGUCGGCUCUGAUGAGGGGUAAAGACGAUCCUGCCGGUUCCGCUAAGCCAGAAACCGCGGCAUACGAGAAUGUAAACGUGGAACACAUCACCAAACUGACGGCACUUGGGUUUGCCCAAGAUGCGGUGAUCAGAGCGCUGGGUAUUACUAGGAACGAUCUUGAAAUGGCUUGCGACAUACUCCACGAAUUUGCCACGAAAUCUUCUUGACCAGGAUUGAACACCGAAGGGCAGUGAAAAUGCAUAAAAUGUGUAGAACCUGUUGUCCCUGGUGUACGAGAAAUAGGUGUUCUCCGCGUCUCAGACUUUCUUGUUCUAUGAGCAACAGACACCUAAAAA